Molecule: messenger RNA, 952 nt
Organism: Planococcus citri (citrus mealybug)
Lineage: Eukaryota; Metazoa; Arthropoda; Insecta; Hemiptera; Pseudococcidae
Exons: 3
Coding region: 168-767 (199 amino acids)
Source: RefSeq, a predicted model, not a curated record
ACUUAGAUUGGUAUGGUGGGUCCUAAAAUACUUAAUUAGGUAACUUCAUUAAAUAAACGUCUAAUUAAUGCAAAGGUUGUAAAGAAUUAUUAUUUACUGAAUCUCAUUUAAUAUCUGUUCAUCGUUCUGUUGCUUGGAUAUUUGCGUGUUUAACUUGAAUCUUCAAAAUGAAAAUUUUCGGUGUGAUUGGCUUGAUGAUAAUUUCGUGGUGCUUCAUCGUGUAUGCUGAGGAUACAGAUGAAAGUACAACUACAGCAACCCCCGCCGUAAACUCUUCGGACAGUACUCGUUUUGAACUACCUGCAAGCUUCAACAAAGACUUCUUGAAUAAUCUCACUACCGAACAAAAUGUGACUGAAAAGUUCCAAACCGACGAAUACAGUCUCGAUUACCAAAGAAUUGCUGGCGGAGAUGUUCACUUCACGUGGAAGAAAGGAAACGACUCGGUUGAAAUGCAUUUCAGACUUUCAGACGGAAAUGUAGGUCAAAACUGGAAUCUCACAGGAGGUGCCAUUAAUAUUAGUUUAAUCGCGACUCCGGCUGGUGAUAAGGAACAGAGUUGGGCUUUCGGUAAUUAUCAAUAUUUCUAUAAAAAUUUAGCAAAAGGUGGUUUCUCUAAUAGAUGGAUCGCGAAAGGUAUUCCGUUCGGUAGUGGUAUUAAAACACAAGAUUGGGAAUCGUUGGGAAUUUUCAAAAACCUUAUUAACGAAUGGUGUGAUAAAAAUUCAUUUUUAGUCAAGGAACGUAAUAAAUGUGUCAUUUAUUAAUUAGAGCUUAGAAGUACGUGUACCUAUCUAUUUAUAUCGAUGCAAUAAUUUGAAACAUAUUUUAGGAUGAGUGUCAUUCUACCUACCUAUUCUUAUUGUUUGAUAUGUAAAAUACAUAAAUAUAAAGCCCCAUAGAUUGAUUUUAACAAUCAUGUAUAAAUUUAAUUAAAGAAUGUUGAAAGAUA